Fusarium graminearum PH-1 is the source of this 360-nucleotide messenger RNA. RefSeq lists its product as uncharacterized. The record is from RefSeq and is a predicted model, not a curated record. The coding region runs from base 1 to 360 and encodes 119 amino acids. The transcript is spliced from 2 exons. NCBI's taxonomy places the organism in Eukaryota, Fungi, Ascomycota, Sordariomycetes, Hypocreales, Nectriaceae.
AUGACAUCUUUGACAAAGGUCGUCAAUGGCAAAGUCGUCACCAACACUAAUGUCAAACCUCCCACCGGAUGGACCGUCGAAUACGACUACUUUGGUAGUGAAAGUGAAUGGGGCGAAGAUGGAGAAGUUGCUGAUCUGGUCGGCCAUUAUGGCAUCUCCGGAGUGGUCAAGCCGCUCUUCAGAACCCCUUACAACAGCAACGAGGCCAUUUUUGUGAUCGAGAUUAACGGGCAGUACUACAUAUACAAUAUGGAGUCUGGAUGGGUGCAGCGAAUUGUCUCGCCGGUAGAUCUGAAGGAGAUCGUGGAAUUUAUCAAUGAGCAUAAAUAUUGGCGGCUGGAAACAGAGGAUCUCGGGUAA